CUGGCCGGACGCGAUAUGGCAUGGUGGCCGAUUGGAGCGUCUUUGUUCGCCAGCUCUGAGGGCUCAGGUCUGUUUAUCGGUCUGGCUGGGACUGGAGCAGCAGGAGGAAUCGCUGUAGCAGGUUUUGAAUGGAACGCCACCUAUGUGCUGCUGGCUCUGGCCUGGGUCUUUGUACCAGUCUACAUUUCCUCAGGGAUUGUCACCAUGCCGGAGUACCUAGGUCGUCGGUUUGGAGGAGAGAGGAUCCGAACCUACCUGGCUGUUCUUUCAUUGCUGUUGUCUGUCUUCACCAAAAUAUCAACUGACCUGUAUUCAGGAGCACUAUUUGUUCAAGUGUGUUUGGGCUGGAACCUCUAUCUCUCCACUGUUCUUAUGCUGGUUGUCACUGCUCUCUACACUAUUGCAGGUGGUCUUGCUGCUGUCAUCUACACUGACACUUUGCAGACUUUCGUCAUGAUUGUGGGAGCCAGUAUUCUGACGAUUACUGCGUUUAAUAAAAUUGGUGGCUAUGGAAACCUGGCAAAGGCAUAUAGCGUUGCAAUCCCACGAAAGAUUAUUCCCAAUAGCACGUGCCAUCUCCCUCGUGCAGACGCCAUGCACCUUUUCAGGGACGCAGUCACCGGAGACCUGCCCUGGCCCGGGAUGACUCUGGGACUCACCAUACUGGCCACAUGGUACUGGUGCACUGAUCAGGUGAUUGUUCAGAGGUCCCUGUCUGCCAAGAACAUAAGUCAUGUCAAAGGAGCGUCCAUCCUGGCUGCGUAUCUGAAAUUUCUGCCCUUUAUUUUCAUCAUCCUGCCGGGCAUGAUCAGCCGUGCGCUCUAUCCAGAUUCAGUUGGCUGUGUGGAUCCUGAGGAGUGUGUCCGUGUGUGUGGAGCUGAGGUGGGAUGCUCCAACAUAGCCUUUCCCAAACUGGUCAUUGAACUCAUGCCAAGUGGUCUCAAAGGUUUAAUGAUUGCUGUGAUGAUGGCCGCGCUCAUGUCCUCGCUGACGUCCAUCUUUAACAGCAGCUCCACUUUAUUCACCAUGGACAUUUGGAAGAAGCACCGCCCAGCCGCUUCAGAGAAAGAGCUACUGCUGGUGGGAAGGAUUGUGACAGUCAUCCUGGUGGUGGUGAGUGUGGUGUGGAUCCCAAUCCUUCAGUCGGCCAAUAGCGGGCAGCUCUAUGUCUACAUCCAGUCUGUGACCAGUUACCUGGCGCCACCGGUCACUGCUGUCUUUACACUGGCUGUGUUCUGGAAGAGGACCAAUGAGCAGGGAGCCUUCUGGGGCCUGAUGGUGGGGCUGGUGGUUGGAGUGUGUCGAAUGGUGCUGGAGUUUGCCUUCCCUCCUCUCAGAUGUGGGGUGGAAGACUCUGCUCCAGCUGUGCUCAGGGACAUGCACUAUCUCCACUUCGCCAUCCUCCUCUGUGGUCUCACCGCCGGGGUCGUGGUGGUGGUUUCCCUGGUGACUCCUCCCCCCAGCCAGGACCAGUUGUUCAAUCUGACUUGGUGGACCAUCAGUGAGCCCCCACCAAGAGAUAUUCCCAUGCAGAAAGUGACCCCUGUCAGCCACCGUAGCUCUCAGGGUAAGAAUCUGGAUACGAUCCUCAAGCCAGUGAGGCGGGGCCCAUGUGGUCAGGGGCUCACUCUGUGCAUGUCUAAAGGAAGAGGCUCUGACCAGGCUCCAGCCCCCAGAGUGCCCAGUGUGAGGGAGAGUGUCUUUUGGUCCCGCUUCUGCUGUGCUAAUGCUAUCCUCCUGGUUAGCAUUAACAUAUUUCUCUACGCAUACUUCGCCUGA
Periophthalmus magnuspinnatus is the source of this 1779-nucleotide messenger RNA. RefSeq names its product solute carrier family 5 member 10 (gene slc5a10). Gene Ontology annotation, molecular function: D-glucose:sodium symporter activity. NCBI's taxonomy places the organism in Eukaryota, Metazoa, Chordata, Actinopteri, Gobiiformes, Gobiidae. The coding region runs from base 16 to 1779 and encodes 587 amino acids. The transcript has 14 exons. The record is from RefSeq and is a predicted model, not a curated record. Gene Ontology annotation, cellular component: plasma membrane. Gene Ontology annotation, biological process: transmembrane transport.